This is a messenger RNA of Owenia fusiformis, 1028 nucleotides long. The record is from the annotation of a GenBank genome assembly. Lineage: Eukaryota; Metazoa; Annelida; Polychaeta; Sabellida; Oweniidae.
GUCACAAUCAAAAAAUUGGUACUGUACUAUGCUGCUGCCAUCUAUGUUGUUUUUGUUGUUGUCUGGAGCGGUGCAUGAUGGUUAAAACCGCGUGUAAACAUUGGGGUACGAGGUAAACUUGUUUUGCUUUUAGCGGCAGCCAUUUUGGCGUGUUUUGGAAUCUAAAAACAGUGAUGUCCACGUUGCAGAAACCCUCAGAUAACGAUGCUUGGGCACUGUUAGCGCUCAAAUCGGCACCUUCAAGUCCAGCAAGAAACGUGCAAUGGAGUGCAGAGCCGAAAGCCGAUGCAAUUGCCCGUCUAGAAGGCAAAGACUUCGAAUAUUUGAUGCGUCAAAGUCGAAUCACCGUCGGAAGAAAUUCAAGCAAAGGGGACGUUGAUGUAAACAUGGGACAUUCUAGCUUUAUAUCACGAGUACAUUUUGAGAUAUACUUCGACAACAUGAAUUUCUUUAUGAAGUGUAAUGGAAAAAACGGAGUGUUUGUAGACGGAGUAUUUCAACGAAAAGGAGCACCUGGGAUGCAACUUCCAAAAACAUGUGUACUGAGGUUCCCAAGUACAAAUAUCCGCAUCAUAUUUCAAGCACUCACUCCAGAUAAUGAACAACUAGCAACAGCCCCUGCAGCCAACUUACCAAGUCCACAGAAAAAGAAAUUAUUUAUGCCACCACUAAAAAUAGACAUCCCUGAGAGAGAGGCUAGCUUUAGUAGUCCCUGUCCUUCACCAACUGGAACAAUAAGCGCUGCUAACUCAUGUCCUACUAGUCCUAGGGGAGGGGCAGGUUUCAGUCGGCCAACAUAUGCCCUCCCUGACCUCCAGAUAGCAGCUGCCGUCUAUGCAGCCCAGUCACGUGAGGAGAAGGAAUCACAGAGCAGUAGCAGCAAUUCACCAAAAGACGAGUCUAAGCCUCCAUAUUCAUAUGCUCAGUUAAUAGUUCAAGCCAUAACUUCAGCUCCUGAUAAACAAUUGACUCUAAGUGGCAUAUACAUAUAUUACAAAAAACUAUCCCUAUUACAGAACUGCAGAUAA